Messenger RNA from Cololabis saira (Pacific saury), 8327 nucleotides. It is a transcript of the gene map2, whose product is annotated as microtubule-associated protein 2. Gene Ontology annotation, biological process: microtubule cytoskeleton organization; neuron projection development. Lineage: Eukaryota; Metazoa; Chordata; Actinopteri; Beloniformes; Belonidae. Gene Ontology annotation, cellular component: neuron projection. Bases 271 to 6237 code for a protein of 1988 amino acids. Gene Ontology annotation, molecular function: microtubule binding. The record is from RefSeq and is a predicted model, not a curated record. The transcript is spliced from 22 exons.
CGCCGCUGUGUCCGACCGAGCCAGAGUUGAGCUGGAGACGCUGCGCCGAACAGGUUUCAGAUGUUGUCCUUUCUUCUGAGCCACAAGCAUCAUUUCAUCUAGCCAGGUGCAACUCGGACGUGGUCUCUCUUGGCUUAUAGUACUCUUCUGACAAUCUUAACAGCCUCGUGAGAUCCGGCUUCCCUCGUCAUCCAAAGUCCGGCACCACCCGAAGAGAAGUCGAGACUCCGUCCCGUUGCCCAGCCGCUCCAGCUGCUGACGAGCACCAGCAUGGCCGACAAUCGACAGCCAGAAGACAGCGCCCCCCAGUGGGACCCGUCAGGGGGGCGGGAGCCCGGCGGCACCCACGGAGCCAAUGGCUACUCCUCCUCCGUCUACAGGGCCGCCGCUUCCUACGGCGCCAGGGAGAAUGGCUUUAAUGGGGAACUAACUGGAGCUCAAGCUAUAACUGCAGAGCAAGUGUCUGCAAGGAUUGUGCAGGAAGUGACAGCAGAGGCGGUGGCAGUACUGAAGGGAGAGCAGGAGACACAACGGCUGCCAUCAGUUGAAGAUACCACCAAUUUGCCUCCCUCCCCUCCACCCUCACCUGCAGCUGAGCACUUUGGUCCUCUGGAGAGAGAUGUAGGGGAUGAGGAAGAGGCGGGGCCUCUCCGCCGCUUCCAAAAUUCUCGGGAGAGGUGCAAGUUCCUCGCCCCCUCCAUCUCAGUUUCCGUGCCCGAGGACGACCCCUACCACUCCGACGAGGAGUACUAUGAGCACCCAUUGUUCAGCCCAGAGUGGACGCACUCGGGCGCUCGCCCCAUGGGGCACGCCGUGGCCUUUAGACAGAUUGAAGCUUUGAAGAUGGAUUCGGACAAGGGGGACAGUGGGUCCAUGAGCCCUGACAGCAUUGGAUCGGAGAAACGCCCUGAGGAGUUUUUUGAGCCCCAGAUGCAAGGGUUCUUUGCUGGUGAACGACUUGUACCGGAGAGCCCUACCAUGGAUAUGCCAUCCUUUGCGCAUCCAGAUGUUCAAAACCAAGGAAAAGAAUCAACCAAAUCACUCACACUAAAGCCCACAUACGGCGAGCCGAUCACGGUGUCUGAAAAACAGCCGUCGGUGGAGGUGGUGGAGUUCAGCAGUAUCACUGCUCCUUCAGAUUUCUCUGCUAUGGGAGUUAAAGUCCAAGGAGGAGACUCGGCAAGAGAUGGCCAAGACAGGUCGGGCAUGUCAGCAUAUUUUGAAACAUCAGCCAUGGAAGUUGAGGAAGGACACCCUUGCAAGGGUGAGGGUUAUUACGAACUGAGUCGCGCUGGUGAGAAGAAGACCACAGGUGACUCCAGGUCUCAGGAGAUCAGCUACAGCACACUCACUGAAGUCCAAGAUAAACCUGAAACUCAAAAAGGUACCACUGAAGACACUGGAAUGUUUAAAGCCCCAGAAAAGAGUAAUGAAUGCAGGCUUUCUCCUGGUAAGCUUGCCUUGGAGCAGAGGAGUUACUCCCUCAACAUCACCAUUGGAGCACUGGAUCAGAGUGGGCAAAGCAGAUCUAAGAACUUCUCCCCUCUGGCCACAGAUAUCAUGUCCUAUACCAGUGGAAGUCUGGACGAGGCAGCUGAUUACCUCCCGGUUUCCACACCCUCUGUAGAUAAGCCUCCAUCAUUCCCUCCUCUCAUCUUAGAGACCGCAGCCUCCGUCACCUCAGAUUCCUCAUCACCUCCACGGACGGCUGAACCACUUUCAAAGAUCAGCUCUGAACCAGCAUCUCCAGAAUCACCGCAGCCUCCUAAGACCGCCUACAAAAAUGGCACAGUGAUGGCACAGGACUUGCCAGAGAUGCUGGAUCUAGCUGGUACCCGCUCCAGAUUGGCUUCAGAAAACACAGAGCCAGAAAUAGGCCAGAGGAAGUCCAGUCAGCCUGACGUUCCUGCCUUCAUGGAUGAUGAGCUGACAAGCCCAGCUUCUGGGGAACAAAGCCCUGGGGCUAGAAAGAGUGAAAGCCAACUGGAAGAGAUGGGCUAUUGUGUGUUCAGUGAAUAUUCAGGGCCCAUGCCAUCUCCUGCAGAUGUUUUCAGCCCUACAGAUACCUCUGCACAAAGCUUCACCCCCUCUGUCCUCGAGGAGAAAGUGGCUGAGCAGGCAAGAAAACUAGCAGUAAGAGAUACAUCUAUGGAGGACAAAAAUGAGUCAUCUGGAGUUGCUGAUGUUGAUGAGAGAGUACACCUAGGGCAAGGGGAGAGAAAUGACAGUAUUGAACAGGAAAGCAAAGAUGUUAUGAAGGAUCCAUCAAGAAAAUCUGCAAGCGAAACCCAGCCUGCCCAACUAAGUGAGUCCUUUGUGACCCCGACCGUCACUGUGACUCUAGAAGAAUGUGAGAGGACUGCGAGCCUCACCGAACGCCAAGGUAGCGGAGAGGGUUCUGCAUCAGAAACCGAGAUCGCGGACUACGAGAGGCAGAUUCGCAAAUUGGAGAUGGAGGACAGGCCUCUCAGUAUAGAGGAGGAACGAGAACUGCGGGAGCUUAGGGAGAAGGUGAAACUGGUUCACCAGGAAGCCUACGAGGAGGUGGAUGCUGAGGACGUGUACCAGCUGACCGGCGUGGCCAAAGACCGGAUCGCUCGGCCCGUCAAAACGUCGCCUGCUUCAUCCGUUGAUAGCAACAUCGAUGACGACAAGCUGCUCUCCCCGGUACUCUCACCCUCCAAAUACAGACAAAAAGAAGCAUAUGGAUCCCCGAAAAGAGCACCGUCACCUGUGUUAGCGGUCAGCAAAGAUGAGAGGGACGAGGCAGAGAAGAGAGGAAGGGAAGAGCAAGAGAAGGAGAGAAUAAAGAAGGAGGCGGAAGAAGAGGCAGAAAAAAAUAAAGAAAAGGAAAUAAAAGAUAGGGAGGAGAAGGAAAGACAAGAAAAAGAAAAGAAAGACAAAGAAGAGGCGGAUAGGGUAUUAAAGGGAGAGGAAGAAAAGAAGGUGAAAGAACUGGAGACGAAAGAGAGAUUAGAGAAAGAGAAAGCAGAGAAGGAGUUGAAUGAAAAGGAGGAGAAAGAGAAGAAAGAGAAAGCAGAGAAGGAGUUGAAAGAAAAGGAGGAGAAAGAGGCAAGGGAGUUGAAAGAAAAGGAGGAGAAAGAGAAGAAAGAGAGAGAGGAGAAGGAGCUGAAAGAAAAGGAGGAAAAAGAGAAGAAAGAGAAAGCAGAGAAGGAGCUGAAAGAAAAGGAGGAGAAAGAGACAGAGGCAAGGGAGCUGAAAGAAAAGGAGGAGAGGGAGAAGAAAGAGAGAGAGGAGAAGGAACUGAAAGAAAAGGAGGAGAAAGAGAAGAAAGAGAGAGAGGAGAAGGAGCUGAAAGAAAAAGAGGAGAGAGAAAAGAAAGAGAAAGAGGCAAGGGAGCUGAAAGAAAAGGAUGAGAGAGAAAAGAAAGAGAGAGAAGAAAGGGAGCUGAAAGAAAAGGAGGAAACAGAGAAGAAAGAGAAAGAGGAAAAGGAGCUAAAAGAAAAGGAAGAGAAAGAGAAGAAAGAGAGAGAGGCAAGGGAACUCAAAGAAAAGGAGAGAGAAAAGAAAGAAAAAGAGGAGAAGGAGCUAAAAGAAAAGGAGGAGAAAGAGAGGAAAGAGAAAGAGGAGAAGGAGCUGAAAGAAAAACAGGUGAGAGAGGAGAAGGAGCUAAAAGAAAAAGAGGAGAAAGAGAGAAAGGAGCAAGAGGAGAAGGAGAAGAAGGAAAAGGCAGAGAGGGAAAAGAUGGAGCAAGAAGAGAGAGAACGGAAAGAAAAAGCAGAACAGGAAAGAAUAGAACAAGAGUUGAGAGAGAAGGCAGAAAAGGAAAAACUGGAGAAGGAAGCGACAGAAAAGGAAGUGCAGGAGAAAAAAGAGCAAGAGAAAGUGGCUGAGGUGGAAAAUAAGGUCGCAGACCAGCCAGAGGAAGUGGAGUCAAGACAGCAUGAAGACGGCGCUGCCAUAAGUCCUGCGGCGGCAGGAGCUGCGUCCGUGAAAGAGAAAGAGAAGAGCGAGGAGGACGUGCUGCUGCAGGCCGGCGCAGCAGAGACCUGCACCGCCAUCGAGUCAGUGGUGGUGGUGGAAGACGACUUCAUCACCGUGGUCCAGACCAUCGAUGAGGCCGAAACUCCGGGCCACAGCAUCCGCUUCUCGGCCCCACCGGAGGACAAACCCCUCUGUGUUGCUCCCCUCAAAGGAGGAGAAGACGAAGAGGAAGAUGAGGAGGAGGAGGAGUCGGUGGAGUUGGCCCAGGAGGCAGACAUGGAGGCUGCCAGUCUAGAGGAGAUUGUUGAUGUUCCCGAAGCCUCCGCUUCCCCAGAAAGGCAGGCUCAGACCGAAGAAACCGAAGAACCAACGGAAAGCUUUGACAGAGAUGAAACCACGGUGGACGACUCCAUCCUGGACAGCUCCUGGGUCGACACACAAGAUGAAGAUAAAAGUAUGGCAACCGAGCAGAUCGAGCCCUUGCCCCUGGUGCCUGGUACCAUCCAAAACUCUAACGUGGUCCAGAAAAAGCCGACUCAACAACGGAAGACGGAGAAACAGGAAAAGCCCGUUAAACCCAAGACCAAAGGAGGACGACCCAAGGGACGGAUCUCCACACCCGAACGUAAACCUGCCCGUAAAGAACCCAUCUGCAUCCCCAGAGAGGAGGUCAAGAAGAAAAAAGCUCUCAUAAAGAAAACUGAACUCACAAAAAAAGCGGGGACUCCGACUCUGUCCCCAUCCAAGAGGAGUGCGAUGAAGCCGGGAGUCCGCCAGGCCCGACCCAUCCAGCACCACUCCUGCCCCCGGAGGAGACCCACAGAGGCCCUACCAGACAGCCGCCAGCCUCUCAGCGUUGCCAGGCAAUCGCGUGACAGAGCAUCGUGCCAUGCACGUCGCCCUCCACUCACAAAGAUUCCCACCUCCAUAUCCAGAGCAGCUACCAGAUUAGAUAGACCUCAGCUUUCCCCAGCAGAGCCUCGAGGCUCCGCAGAGUUACAGAGACACGUGGCCAAGGAUGGGAGGUCACGGAGUCCAGAGAAGACAUCCUCUCUGCCGCGCCAUCCCUCCAUUCUGAGUCGCCGUGGAUACCACGAGCACGAGGAGAGCUCUACCUCCAUCACCAGCUCCGGCUCCACGGCUCCCCGCAGACCCACAUCAUUUCACACUGAGAUGAGGGCAGAGCACAGAAUAGGACGAGCUCCCAGUAUGACAGCUACAGAAUCGAUGCGCUCCCGCUCGGCUCGCAGCGGCCACUCCACUCCCCGCACCCCCGGCUCCACCGCCAUCACCCCGGGAACCCCUCCCAGCUACUCGUCGUCCUCCAGGACCCCGGGGACUCCGCGCUCCCUUAGUUUGAUCUCUCAGGAGAGGAAGGUGGCCGUGCUCCGCACCCCACCCAAAUCCCCUGCAACCACACCGAAGCAGCUCCGCAUCAUCAACCAGCCGCUCCCCGACUUCAAGAACAUCAAGUCCAAGAUCGGCUCCACGGAGAAUAUCAAGUAUCAGCCUAAAGGAGGACAGAAAAACAAGGACCAAAAUAAACCAGCAGAGGCCAAACGCAGAGGCUCAUUGAUCUGGAAGAAGGUGCUGCGCCUCAUCUCCGUUACUGUUUGUCUGUUGGGGGUUCACAGUGUGACCUGCACCCACGACCUGCUGACUCAUAUUUUGAACAAGGAACUGGACUUCCCAAAAUGCGGCUCCAAGGAUAAGCUGAAGCACUCCCCCCGCCGCUCCAGCGUACUCCGGCUUCCUCGCACUGUCCAAAAGCAUGUAUAUCAGGUUCUCAUCCCCAGUGUUAAGCUGGACUAUAGCCAUGUUCAGUCUAGGUGUGGGUCCUUGGACAGGCGGGGCUACUCAGCAAGAGGUGGAAACGUGCAAAUACAGAACAAGAAAAUAGAUUUGAGCCAUGUGACCUCCAAGUGUGGCUCUCUAGACAACAUCCAUCAUCGGCCAGGUGGUGGUAACGUUCGUAUAGAGAGCGUGAAGUUGGAUUUUAAAGAUAAGGCCCAAGCGAAAGUGGGUUCCCUGGAUAAUGCUCAUCACAUUCCUGGUGGAGGUCGCAUCGCGAUUGAGAGCCACAAGCUAUCAUUUCGUGACCAUGCAAAGGCCCGGGUUGACCACGGGGCUGAGAUUGUCACCCAGUCACCCGGUUUGUCGGGCUCAGUGUCACCUCAACGUGUCCGGGAAAGCCACGUGUCAUCCUCUGGCAGUCUCAACAUCAUGGAAUCACCACAGUUAGCCACCUUGGCAGAGGAUGUCACUUUAGCUCUGGCCAAGCAGGGUUUGUGAACAAUGGAUCUCUGGAUUGACAUUCCCACCCUCCCCCAACAGACAUCCUCAUCCUCACCCUUUUGAGCUUCUCUGCCCUCUUCUGUCACCUUGACGCAGAGUGGUCCCCACUCCUUCUGCAAUACUCCACAGCCUCUAAACAAAUGUAUUUCAAGAUCUAUCUCUAAACUCCUGGUAGAGACUCAAGUUAGGAUCUACAGCAAUUCAGUCCUUUGUCAACUAUUUCCUCUCUACUUUAAUCUCCAAACAUGUGCUUUUUUCUGAUACAUCUUGUGGAUCUCCUUUUUUGGAUGAAGUUGCAUAGAGUAGAUUGACAACUGAUAUAUCCAGUAAAGGAUGCAGACCAAACAUCAGCUUUAAUGAUUUUGGAUCAGUGUUUUAAAGAAGCUUCAGCCUUUUUUUCUACUAUGAAUAACAAAUAUUUUGACCCAUACCAUGCAGCGCGUAUUAUUCUUGCUAAGUAAAAGUGCAUGGAUGCCAGAUCCCCUAACAAAACAAGCAUCCAUACAUACGAGUCAUAAUUGUCACCUGAUAUAUGAUAUAUUUAACUAAUAUAUAUAGAAUAUGUGUAUAAUACAAGUUAUUUGCCAUCUCAAUGUCCUUAAACACAUUUUAAAAGGAAGUGACAAUAUGGCUAUAAAAUAUAAUAGUAAAACUGCAUUUAUGAAACCACUAGGUCAUGUUAUGACAAGCAUGUAUGAAUUCAGAUACUGAAAAUGCUAUUUUGUAUUUUAAAACCAGGAUUUUAGUAAGUUAUUUCCUCAUUUAUUGGAUAAAGGUUAAAAAAGGUUCAUGUUUUGUAGUCAAUAGUUGUUUACCGUGUAAUGGCUUGGUAAUAAUGUCAGAGAGCUGGUUUAGUGUUGCUGUGGAAUAUAUUUCAGUCCUGCCGAAGAUCAUCAAUUCACUUGUAUCUGCUCAGCAGUUAACUAUAAUGCCUGUUUGUGCAUCACAAGAAUGUAAAACAGUGGAAGUCAUUCCACAAAUGAUCCAUCUUUAAAGAAAAGGUGUCCAGUCUCUGCAGCUGCAAAUAAAAAAGCUCAUACUAAUGAACAGCACAGAUGUUUCUCCACUAAAACGGGAUGACAGUACACUGACCAGGACUGACUAUUGUUUGUUGUCUGAGCCACAGGGGAGGAUGCUUUAGUAAAAGAUGCCUCUACUUGAAAUCUAAAGUGUGUGUGUGUGUGUGUGUGUGUGUUUGUUUUUGUUUUUGUUACCUCGUUGGGACCUCUUUGGUUGUAAAGACCGACCUUGUUGGGACAAGUAGUCACUGUGGGGACUGAAGCCUGGCACUAAUAAGGCAGAAUGUCAUUUCUGGGGUCCUGGUUAAGGUGCCAACUAAGAUGUGAAUUAAGAUUAUGUUACAGUUAGAUUUAAGAGUCGACUGGUUUUAGUUAAGUGUAGAGUUAACAUUUGGGUUAGACUGUAUGAAAUGAAAAGAGGCCAAUGCAGUUUCCUAAUAGGGAUAACUGCAUGAAACUCUCUGUGUGUGUGUGUGUGUGUGUGUGUGUGUGUGUGUGUGUGUGUGUGUGUGUGUGUGUGUGUGUGUGUGUGUGUGUGUGUGUGUGUGUGUGUGUGUGUGGGUGUGGGUGUGUAUGUACUUGUAUGGAUUCAGCGUAGACCCUGUGCCAUUUCACAGAGGACACUACCAUAUGUGGAUGUGUUUUUGCACUGUGUUGGAUGAAGAAAUCGGAGGAGAAAAAUACAUUGAAAAAUACUAGAAUAUUAAAAAUUUAAAAAAAAAAUUAAAAAAGACACAAAAAAGAAAAGACAACUGACUAAAUUCCUGCAGUCAGACCUUCUGUUUUAUCUGUUAGGAUGACGUAUUUGGAUGACCUAGUUUCUUUUGCACCCACUGUUUUGUGGAAAGACCUGCCUCCUGCCUAAUUGCUGCCCUCAUCUGCAACUGUUUGUUUGCUUCGGUGUUUUUUCUGCAUCCUGCACCCCAUCUCCGUGUGACCUUCCCCCACCUCCUGCUUUACCCUGCAGCAACUGUAAAUGUAUUUAAAAGGUCAAGUAGAUGUAUGCGAUUUUUCUCUUGUUGAUAUGACAUCAAUUACAACAAUUAAUGACAAUAAAAACUCCAGAAA